ACAAUCUCAAUUAAGCUACCUUUAGUGCGUAGUACUCUAGAGCAAGAAGCAAAACAGGUUUGAACUAAUUGAGUUUGUUUUUGUUUCUAACACUCUAAAUUAACUAAUUUGAAUGGAGGGAGGGAGAGGAGUUGUGAAUGGAAACCCUUCAAACGCAGAGGUUCGGUACAGAGGUAUUCGUAGGAGGCCAUGGGGGAAGUUUGCAGCAGAGAUUCGUGACCCCACGAUAAAAGGCACUCGAAUAUGGCUUGGAACCUUUGACACUGCUGAACAAGCAGCACGUGCUUAUGAUACUGCUGCUUUUCAUUUUAGGGGUCACAAGGCCAUACUCAAUUUCCCAAAUGAGUAUGGUCACGUGACUCCUGAUCAAAAUUCUUCCACUUCAUUGCCUCUUCCUUUGUCCUCUUCUUCUUCUUCCCCUUACUACCCUCAACAACAACAACAAGGAAAUGAUGAUGACACUUUUGAAUUGGAAUGCUUGGACAAUAAGUUUUUGGAAGAACUCCUUCAGCAGGCGCCUGAUCGUUCAGGCAACCGAUCAAAUUAACUACUAGCUAGCUGCUGGAGAGAGUGGUCCUGCUUGAAUUAUGUGUAUUAAAUUCACACGCAACAAAUUCAAACGAUCCGUGUGGUUUCUAUCUUUUGUUUUUGUUAAUGUUUCUCAAAGUUAAAGCUAUUUCAAACCUGCAGAUUGGUUAUUAUCAUAAUUGUAGAAUUUAGGUCACACAAAUAAAGAGUAUCUUUAAUGUUGUGGAAA
Molecule: messenger RNA, 757 nt
Organism: Glycine soja
Lineage: Eukaryota; Viridiplantae; Streptophyta; Magnoliopsida; Fabales; Fabaceae
Product: ethylene-responsive transcription factor ERF098-like
Exons: 1
Coding region: 113-547 (144 amino acids)
Biological process (GO): ethylene-activated signaling pathway; regulation of DNA-templated transcription
Molecular function (GO): DNA binding; DNA-binding transcription factor activity
Source: RefSeq, a predicted model, not a curated record